AUGAAACACUUUGGCAUGUUUAUGUCAAAAGGCAGCACCAAUCUUUUCACUAUGGCACAGGGAAAAGAUGAGUCUCUUCGCAAGUUCGUCGAGAGAUUCAAAACAGCAGCAGCUGAGCACUCAGACAUCCCUGACGCGAUAGGAAUCAAAGCUUUCGAAAACGGGCUUUGGUUCGAAUCAAAGUUGAAAGAGAGUCUGAUGCUCGACGAACCCGCAACCCUCCAGGACGCUUUGCACAGUCCCAAAAAUACGUCUGCGUUGAAGAAAGCAAGGCGCACCACUCAAAGAUUCAUGGAAUGA
This is a messenger RNA of Microthlaspi erraticum, 300 nucleotides long. The record is from the annotation of a GenBank genome assembly. Lineage: Eukaryota; Viridiplantae; Streptophyta; Magnoliopsida; Brassicales; Brassicaceae.